Molecule: messenger RNA, 1946 nt
Organism: Theobroma umbraticum
Lineage: Eukaryota; Viridiplantae; Streptophyta; Magnoliopsida; Malvales; Malvaceae
Product: keratin-associated protein, putative (DUF819)
Source: RefSeq, a predicted model, not a curated record
UCUUAGUUUCUGGCUGACACUUCAGUUGUGUUCUUGCAUUUUCUUAAUCUUUCCUUCUACUUUGGAAUAAUGCUUUUUCUCUUUCACAGAAACGCCAAAACCGGUUUCUAUAGAUUCCACAAGAACAGUAGAUCUGAGAGCUGAAUGCUAAGUCCGGUGACUGCUUCACUAGCUUUUGCAACGUCGAAUCCACCGCCAAACAAGCAACCAACUCUCCUUCCACGCUAGCAAGUUUUAAAACAAAAAGACAAAAGAGGAGGUUUACAAAGAUUCCUCAACAACUAAUUUCAACGUCGUCAACUCCACUUCCAAAACAAGCAGCCAACUCUCUCCCCCAAUAAUUGUCAAGGCUCCGACCCCGGGGACUCAACGAAAAUGGCGUCACAACUUCCAUUUCUACACAUAACUCCAGCGCGGCCUCAUUCGCCGGAGCUCCAACCCUUAAAUUCUCGACUUUUUCGCCAAAAUCUCCAUCCCAUCUCACUCGUAAUCAAUUCAUUUCCUCAAGACUCCUCUUUAUCGUCAUCGUCGUCAUCAUCAAGCUCGCUACCUCUUCACAGAAGUCAAACUUUUCUCUCUCCUCAUUGGUUGCAUCAAAACCCUAAUGCUAACCGACCCGUAACUGUCAAAUCUCAAUUAAACUUCCCUCUUGUUUCUCCCAACGACCAAUGGGGCACCUGGACUGCUCUCUUCGCCACCGGUGCCUUCGGUAUCUGGUCAGAGAAGACAAAGAUUGGGAGUGCAUUGAGUGGUGCGCUAGUCAGUACUUUGAUUGGACUUGCUGCUAGUAAUUUGGGGAUAAUUUCUUCUGAAGCUAAAGCCUACUCAAUAGUAUUGGAGUUUUUGCUGCCAUUGGCUGUUCCCUUGUUGUUGUUUAGAGCAGAUUUGCGACGCGUAAUUAAGUCAACGGGGAAACUUCUCCUGGCUUUCUUGCUGGGAUCAGUGGCGACAACGGUUGGAACAGCAUUGGCAUAUCUGAUAGUGCCGAUGAGAGCACUUGGUCAAGAUAGUUGGAAGAUUGCCGCUGCCCUAAUGGGUAGGCAUAUCGGCGGAGCUGUCAAUUAUGUUGCCAUUUCAAACGCCCUUGGAGUUUCUCCAUCUGUUUUAGCCGCUGGACUAGCUGCCGACAAUGUUAUCUGUGCUGUAUAUUUUACAACACUAUUUGCAUUGGCAUCAAAAGUACCCCCUGAGACCUCUACGUCACCCGAAGCAGAUGUUGCAACGGGUGAGGGGUCUGAAUCUGGCAGCAAACUUCCUGUCCUUCAGAUAGCUGCUGCUCUUGCAGUAUCCUUCAGCAUCUGCAAACUUGGCGCUUAUCUCGCAAAAUAUUUUGGCGUUCCAGGAGGUAGUCUGCCAGCAGUUACAGCAAUUGUUGUUAUUCUGGCAACUGUGUUUCCUACACAGUUUGGCCGCCUUGCACCAGCUGGGGAGGCUAUGGCUCUAAUUCUGAUGCAGGUAUUUUUCACCGUGGUGGGUGCAAGUGGAAACAUAUGGAAUGUCAUCAAUACAGCACCCAGUGUAUUCAUGUUUGCUCUGGUUCAGAUUGCCACCCAUCUGGCAUUAAUUCUAGGACUAGGGAAGCUAUUUCGCUUUGACCUAAAGCUGUUGCUUAUAGCAUCAAAUGCCAACGUUGGGGGCCCUACAACAGCAUGUGGAAUGGCCACGGCCAAAGGGUGGAGUUCUAUGGUUGUUCCUGGUAUUCUUGCUGGCAUUUUCGGCAUAGCCAUUGCUACUUUUCUAGGCAUUGUCUUUGGAGUAACAGUCCUGAAAUACAUGUAAAGCCUUCAAUCCCCUAGUGCCAGAAUUGGCUCUGUUCUGUAACCAAUGUAAACCUGCAAAUUUUUCAGUCGCCAAUUGUUCUAACUCCCUAGAAGGAUACUUUAUAAAUCAGUUAAAUUAAUGAGAAUCAAAGAAAGAUUGAAAUAGUUGGCUGGCAGUCCGUAGUC